GGCUCAGUGUUUAGUGUUUGGAUUAGCGUCGAGACCAGCUGCAAUGGCAGGCGUUGGAUCGAGAUCCGAGUUGCUGAACCUGCUGGGCGAUGUCAAAGCUCGGGUGCAGGACAAGAUUGGCAUCGUGGACUUCCCCAUGCCUCAGUUUAUUCUCAUCGGCAAGCAGUCCGUGGGCAAGAGCCGGCUCAUUGAGGCCCUUGCAGGGGAGACCUUCAACUUCAUCUCCGGCACUUUAGGCAGCAGACGCCCCACGAUCCUGGAGUUCCGAAACGUGGCCGGAUCCAAGACCUCCCGAUGGUUCGUGAGGGACCGAUCGAAUGGUAGCUGGAACGAGCACGAGAUCAGCAAAGUCAUGGAGUUGGUUGGAAAUGCUCACGAGGAGCUUGGAGAGACAGUCUCCGCAGACCCAAUUUGCGUGCGGGUACAGUCGCCGUCUUGUGUGGACAUGCAGAUUGUGGACCUUCCUGGCUUCCGAGACUUUGCAUUGGAUCAGUCCAAGCAGGAUCUUUGUAACAGGAUUGAGGAGCUUGUCAUGACCUUCAUGAAGGAUACACGCAAUGUCAUGCUUUGCGUGGAGCAGUGUGGUGAUGCUGCCACGAUGUCGACCUUGGGCAAGUGCCGCCAAAUCGACCCCAAGUUUCAAAGGACAAUCUUGGUUCGCACCAAGCUGGACAAGUAUUACCAAGACCUGACGAGAGACAAUGUGGAGCAGUGGGUCAAUGGAUUUGGUGACCUGCCAGAGACGCUGAUCCGCUUUGCCUUGACUCUGCCCUUUUGGCAGGACGGCGAAUCUUGCCCCGCCGAGUCCUUUGUGAAGUUGAGGGAGGAGAACAACAAGAAGGAUCUUGCAGAGAUGCAGCAGAGGGGAUUGAAGCCGGCGUACCUCGAGACCAUUGGCUUCCAAGCCUUCGCCAACUUCAUGGAGAAGAAGAUCGAGCACAUGUUCGCGGAUGCCAUCAACCCAGUGCUCGACAAGUUGCGGGAGCUGAAGGUCAAGUACACAAACCAAGAGAAGAGCCUGGUGACCGAGCAUGAGGAAACAGACCCUCACAGGAUCUUGAGCACGACGCGGGAGUGCGGAAUCCAAUUCGCUUCAGCGCUCAGGUCCGUCAUGGAGGGUAUUCCGAACCUCAGCACUGGGCGCAUGACCUUGGAGUCAGAGUUGCGCCUCUUCCACGAUCAUCACCAAAAGCUGGGCUCCGAGCACUUCCAGAUGCUGCCCUCGGAGGAUUUUUGCGGCUUGGACGAUUACAUCGAUUACCUGCAAAACGACAUCCAAAUUGGCGCAGCCGAUGCAGAGGUGAACGGUGGUGCACAGUUCCGCCGCGUCAUGGCCGAGGUGGAGAUUUUUCUGCGUUUUUCCGAGAUCGCGGUGGAGACGAAGAAGCGGGAUGUCAUUCAGGCCCGGGGCGUUUCCAUGAGCUCUUUGACCUGGCGGGACGUUGUGGUGAAGCUGCUCAGCAACGAAGCCCACCUGCCUCUGCAGAGACGAGUGCAGUAUGUCGGCGAGCGCAUUAAGUGGUUCUUCCAAAUGCAGAAGGACUCCGUGGUGGACUUCAUGAGCAGCUUGGAGGGCAACCCCAGCGAGAAGAUGUACUCCAGCCUGCUCCUGAAGAAUGUCAAGCUCAUCAAACAGAAUGAAAUGAUCAAGCACUUGGUCUUCAGCACCUAUGACCAGGCUUGCCAGCGGCAGUUGAACCAGUUCAUCGAGCUCUUUGACAACAUGCUGACGUCCACGUUCGCCAACCCCUGGGUCUUCCUCAAAGGUGCCACCUACAACGGCUACGCCGAGGAGGGCGAGGAGGCCUUGCCCUCCAUCGACGACACCAAGGAGAGGAUUCCAAAAGAGAUCCAGAGCCGAUCCGGCAUCGAGAGCACGCUGUCAAAGUGGCUGCUGGACAUCCCCACGGAAUCUCAUCAGAUCGAUGAGGCAGUGGAUAAAGUGCAGAUGCUGGUUUUGAAGACGUACAGCUUUAUCCGCUCACAGGUUUGCGACCAGGUAGAGCUAUUUGCCGAGUCCUUCUUCAAGUUGCCCAUGCUUCGCAGAUUGGAGGAGGACAUGAACCGGAUUGCCCUUUCCGAUGCUGACAAGGCCAACUACAAGGCCCGGCGCGACAGGCUGGAAGGUGAAGUGACCAAGGUGAAGGAGAACCUCAAGGAAGUUGCCGACUGCAUGGAGAGGCUCCAGGCGUUCAAGCUGAAGUGCCAGUCUCAGCGCAAGCUCUGAGUUCGUGGUGCUCACCACGGCUUCGGGAAUGCGAGUCGCAGGACCCGAGCGGCUAGAACCACCGGUGGUUAAAGCUCCCUUGGCUACUGGGACA
Molecule: messenger RNA, 2321 nt
Organism: Effrenium voratum
Lineage: Eukaryota; Dinophyceae; Suessiales; Symbiodiniaceae
Source: the annotation of a GenBank genome assembly